Molecule: messenger RNA, 2058 nt
Organism: Odobenus rosmarus divergens (Pacific walrus)
Lineage: Eukaryota; Metazoa; Chordata; Mammalia; Carnivora; Odobenidae
Gene: FASTKD2
Product: FAST kinase domains 2
Biological process (GO): regulation of mitochondrial mRNA stability; mitochondrial RNA processing
Cellular component (GO): ribonucleoprotein granule; mitochondrial matrix
Molecular function (GO): RNA binding
Source: RefSeq, a predicted model, not a curated record
AUGAAUAGCAGAGCAGGUUCCUUUUUAUGGAACUUCAGACAAUUCAGUACUUUAGUUCCAACAAGCAGAACUAUGAGGCUGUAUCCUUUGGGAUUUUCCAGACUGAAAAUUGUUUAUUCAAACUGGAACCCAAGAAACCUUCUCUUAAGUGACUUUGGUAAUGGAGUGCAGUCAUCUAUUAGAUAUCUAUUUCCGGAUGUCUUAAUUUUUAAAUCAGGAGAUAAUUUUCAAACAAAGGGCAUAGGCACUGAAACAGUCCUUACAGUCGACAGACUGCUUUGUCCUAGAAGACUGUCCUUUGAUUCAAAACACUCUCUUGACCCUGAUGAUGGAUUGAAGAAGAUAACAUUUCAUCAGAAGGCCUCCAAUGAAGAUGUGCUCACCAAGGAAACAAAACCAACCCCUGUCAACUAUAAAAAACUAUCUCAGGAGUGUAGUUCUCUGAGUGAUGUGUUAGAUACAUUUUCAGAAGGACCUGUAUUUCCCAGUAGUAACUAUUUUUCAGCAAUGUGGAUAAUUGCCAAAAGGAUGUCUGAUGACCAGAAGUGUGUUGAAAAACAGCUGAUGUUUAACCACCCUGCAUUUAACCAGCUGUGUGAACAAGUGAUGAGAGAAUCCAAGAUCAUGCACUGUGACCACCUGCUGUUCAGUCUUCAUGCUAUGGUGAAGCUUGGAAUUCCUCAGAACACUCUGCUGGUCACUUUGCUGAGGGUGGUCCAGGAACGUAUCAAUGAGUGUGAUGAGAAAUGUCUUUCAGUUUUGUCAACUGUUUUAGAGGCAAUGGAGCCAUGCAAGAAUGUGGACGUUCUUCGAGCAGGGUUACGGAUACUAGUUGAUCAGCAAGUCUGGAAAAUAGAGCAUGUCUUUACAUUACAAGCUGUGAUAAGAUGUGUUGGAAAAGAUGCACCGAUUGCUCUUAAAAGGAAACUGGAGAUGAAAGCCUUGAGAGAAUUAGACAGAUUUUCUGAUUUGAAUAGCCAGCACAUGUUUGAGGCAUUAGCUGCCAUGAAUCACCGCUCUAUUAUACUUCUGGAUGAAUGCAGUAAGAUGGUCAUAGGUAAUAUCCAUGGGUGUCCUUUUAAAGUACUGAUCAACAUAUUGCAGUCUUGCAGAGACCUCCGGUACCAUAAUUUAGAUCUUUUUAAGGGAAUAGCAGAUUAUGUGGCUACAACUAUUGACAUCUGGAAGUUAAAGCAAGUUCUCUUUCUCCUCAUUUUAUUUGAAAACCUUGGCUUUCGACAUACUGAUUUGAUGGACUUGUUCAUGAAGAAAGUGAUAGCUGAUCCUGCUUCUCUAAACAUGAAAAGCAUUAUCCGUAUUCUUCAUGUGUAUUCUUCUCUCAAUCACUUCUACAAAUGCCAAACCUCAGAGUUCCAAGAAGUUAUGGCUACUUCUCUGACUGGUUAUCUCCGCCACAUCUCUUCAGAAAAUCUGUUGAAUGCUGUGUGUUCAUUUUGCUUGAUGAACCAUUUUCCCAUGGCCCUUAUUAAUCCACUUCUCCAAAAGGACAUCAUCAAUGAACUGCUGAUGUCAGGUGACGAGAGGAAUGCUCACAAGCUUCGUAUUUUGGCUGCUUGCCUAAAACUGGAUAUUUCUUGUCACAACGCGGUAGAUUUGGCCCCACCACCGCUGCCGUCCACGGCAUUGUAUCCAAAUGUGAAGGUGGCAGAUGCGCUAAGUAGCCUUCUGGGAGAAGGAUACUUCUCAAAAAACAGACAGUUGCCACACAAUUACCAUAUCGAUUUUGAAGUAAGAAUGGAUAUUAACAGGAGUCAAGUGCUUCCAUUUUCCAACGUGGUAACUUCCGCUGCAGAUACUCAAAGAGUAGCUGUACUGUGUGUUCCUAGAUCUACUUACUGUUUGGAUUUAGCCCACCCCAGAGGAUUCCUUGCUAUGAAAAUGCGACAUUUGAAAGUAAUGGGUUUUCACGUAAUCUUGGUCCGUAAUUGGGAGGUGGAAAGGCUGGAGAUGCAGGAUGUAGUCACACUUUUGAAGACCAGACUCUACUCAGCUGAAGCCUUUCUUACUGCUGAUGUAAAUCUGCAAAGCACGUGUUAA